This is a messenger RNA of Daldinia caldariorum, 1288 nucleotides long. RefSeq lists its product as uncharacterized. Gene Ontology annotation, cellular component: cytosol. The record is from RefSeq and is a predicted model, not a curated record. Gene Ontology annotation, molecular function: hydrolase activity, hydrolyzing N-glycosyl compounds. Bases 115 to 804 code for a protein of 229 amino acids. The transcript has 2 exons. Gene Ontology annotation, biological process: cytokinin biosynthetic process. NCBI's taxonomy places the organism in Eukaryota, Fungi, Ascomycota, Sordariomycetes, Xylariales, Hypoxylaceae.
UACUAGUGUCGACCCUUUUUUUUUGAACACUUUUAUUAUAUUCCAGCAUCUUCAACCACCCAUCUCGAUAACCCCCCCGCCCUCGCUAGACAUUUUUGGGGCUUUUGUAAUACGAUGACGUCCGGUCCGAAUUCCAACGCCACCCCCCGGCCGGCUAAGGUCUGCGUCUAUUGCGGCUCAUCGCCCGGAAAUAGCCCGGUCUAUAUUAAAGCAGCCCAAGAACUAGGCAGGUUAAUGGCAGAGAACAAUAUCUCUUUAGUAUACGGAGGUGGUACAGUAGGCUUGAUGGGAGAAGUAGCCAAGGCGAUAGUGUCCAUAUCAGGCCCCGAUGCUGUCCACGGUAUCAUCCCAGAAGCGUUAGUUAAGUGGGAGCGAGACGCGACGUAUUCGACAACUACGGAUGCCAACGGCUACCAUGUUCCGGAGGAGCAAAUUUACGGCCGAACGACCGUUGUUAAAGACAUGCAUACACGAAAGCAGAUGAUGGCGAGAGAAGUAAUCGAAGGGGGGCCAGGAAGCGGCUUUAUCGCGCUCCCCGGCGGUUAUGGUACAAUGGAAGAGCUGCUCGAGACAGCGACAUGGAACCAGCUCGGUAUCCAUGACAAGGGUGUCUGCUUACUGAAUAUUAACGGAUUCUACGACGGCCUGAUGCAAUGGAUCAAGACAGCCGUCGGUGAGGGUUUCGUUAAGGGAGGCAAUGCCAAUAUUUUGGUUACUGCAAACGACGCGGAGAGUGCGCUCAAGGCCUUACGGGAAUACAAGAUCUCGGACGCGCGGUAUGGCUUAGAUUGGGGUAGCGAAUAAAGGGGGGACCAUUGCAUUAGAAGCAUUGCGAGAGAGCCGUAUAUUGAUAUCUAGCACAGAAUUUACCGGCAUUUAUUAAGAUAACGCCACCUCCUCCGCGCAAUGCGAAACUGGUGUAUCCGAUCUGUGCGACCUUGGACAAGAUUCGAGAUGGCAAGCUGCUCGGCUUCCCAUGUCGGAUCUACGAAUGUAGAAAAAAGUAUCAUACCAGGUACCUAACCUAAUGCAUAAUAUACAUACUACACGUCUUAAGGUAUUUUUAUCCGUACCUAUUCAUGGAAUUUGAAAUACGUGCGUUGCUUUCAGUUCACUUUCCUGCUUGAGGACUUACAAGGUACAUGGCAAUAUCUUAAUAUAUCGGGCUAUGGCGUAACGAUUGGUUCCGGAUUGAGCUCCGAAAACGCUGCACAAAAUAAAAUCAAUUAUACCCGUCCAUCAAUGGGUAAACUUUACUUGUGAUUUGAGCUUUUGAACUUUAAACGAU